Messenger RNA from Podarcis lilfordi (Lilford's wall lizard), 7100 nucleotides. The record is from the annotation of a GenBank genome assembly. NCBI's taxonomy places the organism in Eukaryota, Metazoa, Chordata, Lepidosauria, Squamata, Lacertidae.
AUGCGCGCCGGAGGAGGAGGAGGAGCCCGCCUCCAUUCGCUACGUGCAGAGUCGCGAGUCCGCACCAGCAGCCGGCGGAGGCGAGGAGAGAGGGAGUCUGUCCGUCUCCCAGGUGGGCGGGAAGAGGAGGGGCCGGGCGCGCGCGCGCGGGAAGCAGCUGCUCUGGGAAAGGUGCCGCUAGCUUCGCGCGAGCCGGAUUUACAAAGGCGGCGGGCGGGGGGAAGGGGGCGGUGGGUUGAGAGAGAGAGUGUGUGUGUGUCAGGAGGCAGGUGGCGAAGGCGCUCCCGCCCAUGCCGGAAAGAUAACGCCGGCUUGCGAGGAGGUCUCCUGCGGGAUUUCGUUUCGUUUGGCAUAUAGACGUUUUGUGGCGCUCGUGUUGUGAAACACGUUUCUGCCCGGUUUCUCCUACAUUAUAAUGAGCGAGGAGAAGGAGUUGGGGGCGCAGGCGAAACAUGCCUUUGUUAUCACGCUUGCCCCCCCCCCCCGGUCUCUGGUACCUGUGGCAACUCGUCCAGAGAACCUGCGCGCGCGCACUCAGAGACCGUAUUUUUGUUCCUUCAUCUCCCCAACUGCACAUGUUGCCAUUAGCUCGUCAAAGAAACACACCAUAGAUGGGGGGGGGGGGCGCAUAGCUGUCAACGUUUCCCUUUUUUUAAGGGAAAUUCCCUUAUUCCGAAUAGGAUUCCUCGCAAGAAAAGGGAAAAGUUGACAGCUACGGGGGGGGCGGGCGGGCUUCCAACACACCCGCUGUGCUCCUAAGAAACAGACCGCGCCAAGCAGUCGAGAGAUCUGGGAUGAAUCUCCCGUCGCUCCCCGUCUGUCAGGCUUCGGGAGGUGACCCCGCGGCUGUGCGCGCGCGCUGUCUGGAAGCGAAGGAACAGGGCGCUGGGUAGAGUAUGAACUUUUUCCAGAACAGGGUAUCGGGGACGAGGCAUCUUGGCCUGUAUAGGCAGGGGCUAGAUUAUGGGGUGUGGAACAAUGAACACACUGGCUGCUGGAGAGCCAAUAUAUGUGUGUGUGUGUGUGUGUGUGUGUGUGUGUGUGUGUUUAAUGCGAAUAACGGCCAUAGGGAAGGGGGGCGCACUAUUUGGGCUGUAACCAUGGCACCUGCGGAAGUAUAGCUAAACCUUGUGCUUUGCCUUCUUGAAAUCCCCACCAUGGUGCUAUUGGCAAAGCAUGCAGGCCCCAUUCUCCCCUCCUGUGAUCCUCACUCCCACUGUGGUUGCCCGUUUUAAAAAGCUCCAGAGUUCUUGUUUAGGAUCUCCCGCAUCAGUUCUAGUUUUGCUUUCCAAGAAAUUUAUGGCACAGAAUGACUCCGUGUAAUAUGCCAGUCUAUUGCCCUCUGACCAGUCACCAGAUAAAAUAAGCCAAGAGCUGCUCUUGUACCAGGUUAUGUCAACACAUAUAUACAUAGUAUACCACUAUAUACUGCAGGUCAAGUCCUGCCUCAGCCACUUCACACUUGACACAGUUGUGUUUGGGGAAUAAAGUAAGACUAGCAGGCACGUAUUCUUAAACACUGGGGAAUAAGCACCAGGGGGACAUAAUUGUGUCCUCAGCUCCCCAGUGCUUAUUCACAGUGAUAAAUGUACACUUUUUAUAUACAAGUGCUUUCAGUAUAGACAAUGCAGUAAGUGUGAAGUGGCCCUUCCUUCAGCAAGUCGUUUUCACUACACCUCUGUUUCAGAGGUGUCAACACUUUGUGGUGUGUGUUUGUGUGCUCUCCCAAUAUAUCUCCAAAAGAAAGGUUAAAGGGAAACAUCCUUGCUGAUUAGCCUUUCAUCAUCUCAUAUGGCAACCAUGUGAUUCCCAUAUUAGAAUGAUGUAAUUCUAAUCAGGAAUAAUGCAUUCGCUCGUAAAAAUUAUUUUGGCUUCUUGGCCUUUUGGCUAAAAUCAAGUGUAAACAUCAUUUGGGUGGAAUCAUUUUUUGAGCAUGUAGGAAAAGCACACAUCCACCUGUGUAUAGCUCAAGGCAACGGCAGCUGUGGAAAUGAGAUGCAGUGCAACUGAUAAACAGUUAUGUGGGGAAAUGGUGAAGAGGGAAAGAGAGGUAAUGGUUACAGUACAUGUAAAAGUCCUACUUCCCAAGCUGACAUAAUUUCAUUAAUACAGUGGGGGGCGGGACAGAGCAAGCUGCUGCAAGGAAGCUGAAAAGAUCACAAGGAGCUGCUUUACUGUGUGGAAAGUGUCUCUUGGUCUUGAGGAAUAAAUAGUGGCUCAGUUUGAAAGGAGACAUGUAUGCAUUUCUCCAAGAGUCUGUGGUUUUAGCAUGUCCAGGAACUAAAAUUUAUUCCUUAUUGCUAAAUGCUUCUCCACUUGUGAGGGUGGACAGCAAGGGAGAUUAGGAAAGUGCCACCAGAAUCACAUAACUUUUGUCUGGCUUGUAAAACCUAUAAGAAAUUUCAGAGCUCAGCGGGGGCAGAGAUUUGUGGUGAAAAGCCUUGGACCUGCCCUUGCAAUCUUUAAUUAUAAUCUUCUGAAAUACAGCACCAGAUCUCUAACCCCCCCAUUCCCAUUAUAUCUGCAGCUCACUGCUGCUAAGGUACUAAUCUCUAUACCAGCCAUUUCCUGGAAAUGUGCUGAGCUGUCCUGCUGUGACCCUGAUCUUUGGGACAAAUUCCUGAUUUUGCUUGUGAUGGUUCAUUUUUUCUUGAUAUCAGUGGAUUCGAUAAAAUUGUUUAUUUCCUGAAUUUAUUGCAAAAGCAAAAUCAGAUUCUUGGAUCAUAAUGUUGACUUAGGGUUAAUCAAAUGUUUGUGCGUGUGUGUCCUUUCUUUCUUCCCAGGAUGUGUCAAUACAAUCUGCAUUCAUAACAACUAUUUAAAAGGAGCACAAGGUAACUUCUAGAAAACAUCUCAUAGUUUAACAAUUUGAAAUUCUGUGGAAAGAGCAAGCAAAGCCAGAUUAUGACUUAGACAUUCUGUCAAAACCAUUUUAUUUUACUACGUAUUUGAGUUGUGCUGAAUUUUUCUCUGCUACAUUGAUCAUUGUAAAUGUGUUCUGUUUGUUUUUGAUGGCCGUAUUGGUCAAUAUUUUAAUUAUAAGUGAAAGUUGCAUUGGGAGUUACUCUUUUUAGGGCCAAAAGUCAGGAUAUUAAUGGUUUUAUAACAAUUAAUUAAGGAUUAAUAUUUGGUCAGACCAACUGUCCAUUUUCUGGCCCCAUACUAUGUCUUCCAAAAGUGUCCAGUAAAAGUGGUGUUAGUAAGUUUUAAGAGUGCAUUGUACUCUUAUUUUUAAGCAGGCAGACUUAAUUCUCUGCUAUUCACUCCCAUUCUCUGGAUUGCUAGUGAUAUCUCUAUAAGCUUAAGGAAGGAUACUGCAAAUUCAUCGUUGUUGAGGGCAUGGAAAGUGUCCUGACUGAAACUCUGGAGAGGAGAGCUGUUGCCAGUCAUUGUUAACAAUAACGAUGAAUACCCGGGGUGGGAAACCUUUGGCCCUCCAGAUGUUGCAGAACUACACCUUCCAUCAUCCUUGGCCAUGCUUGUUCAGCAACAUCUGGAGGGCCAAAGGUUCCCCAUAUCUAUACUAGAAGGACCAAUAAUCAGCUUCCUAUGGUCCCCUCCAGAGCAGUUACCAAGGCAUGUGCCAGCUCUUAGAAGGUGGGUAGAUGUUUGUUGGCAGUACUGAAAAAGGGAAAUCCCAGUCGUGCUGCUGGUGCACAGCCCAGUGCUGCAUUUAGCUGAGAGGAUGGUAUUGCCUUCAUCUUUCUCUCUGACUUACAUACUCAGACCUCUGAAUCGUACAAAACUCAUCAUGCAAAAAUGAAAAGGAAGCUGCUGAUUCAGACCUUCGUUGCCUUACCUUAAGAUAAAAUUUGGCAGUCACUUGGACUGUGGCUAUUCAUACAGAAAUCCAUUAUAAAUGGGAUCAAGACGUGUCUUGUCAGUUCUGCAAUCAUGUAAAAAGUAAUGAUAAAUAUCAAGAAUAGGUAUAUUAGCUGCACAUUCCCAGGACAGCAAGUGCAAGCAUAAAACUGAUGUAAGUUUUUAAAAACCCAUUAAAUCAGUAACAAACAAGAACCAUAGCAUACCAGAGUUGGCAGAGUUUGCCAAAACAACUCAAAGCAGUGUUUUUAAAGGCCUGUGAUAAUGCAAAGAUCUUAAUCUGGCACAAAAAGAAAUGAGUAGGAACCAGUUGAGCCUCCUUGGGAAGAGCUUUUCUCAGCUGCAGAGACACAGAUGAAAAAGCCCUCUGCAGUUGCCACCCACUUACAGUAAAUUCAUCAGCCGCUAGUGCUGUUUCAAAACUGGUAUAUGAUUCCUAGGGCUAGUCCCAGCUGGCAGCCUAGUAGCUGUAUUCUAAACUACAUCAAGUAUUCAGACAAGACAUUUAGAGGCCUUUCCAUUUUACCUAAUUAAAACUUCUGUAUUUCAUGGGACUAAUAUGACAAUACAACCUCUCUUGGUGUCCUUCACACAUACACAAUAUAAUUUUACAUGAGACACAGCAAUAGCAGAGUAACAUGGAGCAAUGGUUACCCUACAGUCCAUUGUUAGGGAUCUACCAUUACCUUUCAGAGUUACCAAAUGGGAAAUUAACUUACCUCUUCCAAUUGCCUUCAGCUGACUCUGAUGUCAAAUCAUUGUGUGCCAGCAACAGGUUCAUGGUGCACUCAAAGGCUGGAUGAAGGCUCAAACUGGAUGAAUGAGAGAUUAUGUGAAGCCAAAAUAGUCAAAUAUUGAUUCCUGUUGGUUGCCUGAAUAAGGUCUCACCAAUCAGCAGCAUCCUUCCUUCAAACAAGAAGUCUACCCAACAAGGAGGACUAUAUUAUGUUAACUAUAACAGUGGUGGCUAACUAAGAAGCUAUUAUAGUGUGCCUUGCCAGUCCCUGAAUCACUUUAAACUAGCAGCAGAACUGUCCACUUUUGUUUUUCUUCAAUCUGCUAUCUUCUUGCUGAGAUUUCCCUCCGAAGUAAUUCCAAACCUCUGUAUUACUACUUCUCAUGACUGUGCAAGAAAGUCUGUAUUUCCUACAAUAGCUGAUUUAUAAGGACCUAGCGUUAUAUUCAGCUUCUCUGUUAAAAACAAUUACUUGACAUUUCAUAUAUCUCAGUGUGUAACCAAAAACAAUCCAGGAAUGUGAUGAAAUAUCUGCCAUAUUCCAAGGACCAGGAGAAGCCCAAUAUUAUAAUGCGAAGGCUGAUAAAUCAGGCUUUUCUGCAGUGUUACAAAGUUCUGGACAACAACCUAAUGUCUAGAUGAGCAAAGAAUCAUUGUUGGUGUGAAGAAGGGUUCCCAACAAAGCUAUCUAUCCCCAGCUAGCAAUUAGCAAAGACGAGAUGAGAAGAAUGACAUAGAAAUAAUACUCCCAAGAGGGAAAUAAUAGUGGUUAAGAUAAAGCGCACUCCUCCCAUUAGGAAUUGCUCCUCCCUUACAGGCCUUUGUAUCUUUGCACCCUCCCCCUUUCCCUUCAGCCCUAGAACAAGAGUCUAAUGCAAGCAGAGGAAAGUUAAGCACAGCUGCAAAUCUAAUCAGAACUGCCCUGGCAGGCAGGCAUGCACAGCUGGGAGCUGGAAAUGCUCUUUUCCAGGCACAAAUUGAUACCAAAUGGAGCAGAUGGAAGAAGGCCAGUUAUUAUGGCUCAUGACUCGUGCGUCUAGAUCUCAAAAAAUAGUUUUAGACCUAGAAGCAUCACCAGAUGACUGAGCAUUGCUGGGAAGUUUGGGGUGGGGGGUGUUGAAUCACAUGGAGUACUUUUGAUCUUUUAUAUAUAUAUAAAAAAAUGAGCCAAAGGAAGAAGUCAACCCAGUUUGAAUUUGCAAAUGGUAAUCUGGUUGUCUGAGAGUUGGCAGUAGCCUUGGUAGUGAGUGAGCCUACAAAGAUCUACAUGACCCAGAAGACCAGUUCACCUGGUGAACUCUCAGAUAACGUUUACUUGCUUCACCAAUCAAAAAGGCCAUUUAUGUAUUGUUACAAAUCUAUACUUGUCUGUACUGUAGACUAGGGAUGGAGAUUCUGUGGUCCUCCAGAUGUUGUUGGACUUUAGUUCCCAUCAACCCCAUCUAGGGUGGUCAAUCAGGGAUUGUGGGAACGUAGUUUAGUAUCUGAAGGGCCACAGGUUCCCAUUGUUGAAGCAGACUAUGGACCAAUGCACUGUCCAUUGGAAAAAGUGGAUAAUUAUUUUCUAUCUAGCCUGAUAUCUCUCAUAUACCCGAUCUCUGCUGUCUUCCUAGUGAAGCAGCCUGCGUGCUCAGACUCAAGCCACAUUUUGUUGAGCUGUAUUUCAGCCCACUGAAGGGCUUUGUAGCCGAGUGCUGAAUAAUUCUUUGUGCAUAUGGUUCGAUAGCCACUUCCCACCAGAAAAGAUGAGCCUGCAGAUAACAGUAGUCUGCCAUGGCUUUGCAUAGAUCCUAGAGUACACCUUGUGCAUCCAUAGAACUGCUGUAUCUCCAUGCCAUGAGAAUGAAUCUGCUAUAUACACAACAGAUUAUGUCAUACACUUAAUUUCUUUUUUCUUUUCUUUUUUGGUAGAGCACUUUAAUAUGGAAAACUUUAUGGAAGUACAGCAUUUAUGGAAGCCUCCUUAGGAAACCAAAGGGAUGUGUAUGUUGGACCUCAGUCUUCUACCAUAACUUUCCUCAUUCACCUACAUGAAUAUUUUCUUUAUUAACAGAAUGGAGAGCCAAGGAAGAUGGAUACUUAAGAGCUUGUUCCAAGUCACACAAAAGGUCUGGAGCAAAAGUUAGUCUUGAAUUCAAUGGACUCCAGUGUAAGCCAAGUUGAUGCUCUGAUUUCAUUUUCUCUUUUCAAGCUGUUCCCUUGUACACCAAGACACUGGAAUAUAACAGAAUACCAUCCACCCACAUGUGAAGGUAUAAAGACUUAGGUCUGAACUUUAUCUCCAGAGUGUCCCCUCUGGAAUUAUUGCUUCUUGCAUAGAAGUAGUUCCCCCUUCCUCCAGUAAAUUCGUUGUGGAAGUAUUAGAAAUUUUACAUUCCUUUGGGGCAAUGAGUUCCCCCAAUAUGACCAGGACCAAAACCCCAUCUGUGAAGACAAAAGCAAGAAUAAAUGCAACUCUUUGUAUUGUGGUGAAUGAUUAAACACUGCUGUAAAAGCCUGAAAACUGACACUAAACUCUGUAUAGCUAUCUACCCUAGAACCA